Molecule: messenger RNA, 657 nt
Organism: Enterobius vermicularis (human pinworm)
Lineage: Eukaryota; Metazoa; Nematoda; Chromadorea; Rhabditida; Oxyuridae
Source: the annotation of a GenBank genome assembly
AUGACUGCUGGCGGAAGUGUCGUGUUGGAGCAGUCUUCACUUUGGGACUUCAGCCUUUUACAAGUUUUUACCUGCUGUUUAGCUUCUGCAUUAUUUACUAAUUUCAUUGCAGUCACAAACUACAUAUCUGCGAAAGUUUCUCAGUUUUUGCAUUAUAAAACACCAGAGGAUGAUGAAAUUGAAAAGGUUAAGAAAGAGCUUCAGGAAGGAAGGCAGCAACUUGGUUCUUUAUCUUCGACGGACCAGUUUGCUGCCUACUUCAAAGCAGAGCGGCUUGUAAACAGAUUAAAUGACCAAUAUCAGCAGUUAGGUGUUUACCGAAGUCUAUCUUUUGAGCUGGCUUUAUUUCACCUUUUAGUUUUGAAGCGCCAGAAGGCUGCCAUCAGCUCGUCGUUAUCAGUAAAAUUGAAAUGCUGUGUUUUCAUCGGGUUUCUUUGCUUGAUAUCGUUACUCCAUUCGCGUUCUGUGAUAAUUGGAUAUAUCAGCCCCGAUUAUUUUUGGCCCUUCAGCUUUCUCCUGAGCGCCCCGAAUAUUUUAACUCCUUCUUCUAAGGAAGGGGCUCCAGUUUCUUUGUUUUCGAUUCUUAGUAUGAGCAUAUUGGUUGUGCAAUUAUAUCGAGAUAACCAAAACGUUAAGAAGCAUUUGAAGAAAUUUUGA